AUGGAGAGACAAAGAAGGUUCAUGUCAGGGAAGGAUGAGUAUCAGUUUCAACAUCAGGGAGCUGUGGAGCUGCUUGUCUUUAAUUUUUUGCUCAUUCUUACAAUUUUGACAAUUUGGUUAUUUAAAAACCAUCGAUUUCGCUUCUUGCAUGAAACUGGAGGAGCAAUGGUAUAUGGCCUCAUAAUGGGAUUAAUUUUACGAUACGCUACAGCACCAACUGAUAUUGAAAGUGGAACUGUCUAUGAUUGUGGAAAACUGGCCUUUAGUCCAUCUACUCUGCUGAUCAAUAUCACUGACCAAGUUUAUGAAUAUAAAUACAAGAGGGAAAUAAGCCAGCACAACAUCAGUCCUCACCAAGGCAAUGCUAUACUUGAAAAGAUGACAUUUGAUCCAGAAAUAUUCUUCAAUGUUUUACUGCCACCGAUUAUAUUCCAUGCAGGAUAUAGUCUAAAGAAGAAACACUUUUUUCAAAACCUAGGAUCUAUUUUAACAUAUGCCUUCUUGGGAACUGCCAUUUCCUAUAUUGUUAUAGGGUUAAUUAUGUAUGGUUUUGUGAAGGCUAUGAUAUAUGCUGGACAGCUGAAAAACGGAGACUUUCAUUUCACUGACUGCUUGUUUUUUGGUUCACUGAUGUCUGCUACAGAUCCAGUGACGGUGUUGGCCAUUUUCCAUGAACUGCACGUUGACCCAGAUCUCUACACACUCUUAUUUGGGGAGAGUGUUUUGAAUGAUGCAGUGGCCAUAGUUCUUACAUAUUCAAUAUCCAUUUACAGUCCCAAGGAGAAUCCAAAUGUGUUUGACGCUGCAGCAUUCUUCCAGUCUGUGGGGAAUUUCUUGGGGAUCUUUGCCGGCUCAUUUGCAAUGGGAUCUGCAUAUGCUGUUGUCACAGCACUGUUGACCAAAUUUACCAAGCUGUGUGAGUUCCCAAUGCUGGAAACAGGCCUCUUUUUCCUCUUGUCUUGGAGCGCCUUUCUGUCUGCGGAGGCUGCCAGCCUAACAGGGAUAGUUGCUGUUCUGUUCUGUGGAGUAACACAGGCACAUUAUACCUACAACAAUCUGUCAUCAGAUUCCAAAAUGAGGACUAAACAGUUGUUUGAAUUUAUGAACUUUUUGGCUGAGAACGUCAUCUUCUGUUACAUGGGCCUGGCGCUGUUCACGUUCCAGAAUCACAUCUUUAAUGUUCUUUUUAUACUUGGAGGCUUUCUAGCAAUUUUGGUUGCCAGAGCCUGCAACAUAUAUCCCCUCUCUUUCUUCUUGAAUCUGGGCCGAAAACAAAAGAUUCCCUGUAACUUUCAGCACAUGAUGAUGUUUUCAGGUUUGCGAGGAGCAAUAGCAUUUGCCUUAGCUAUUCGGGACACAGAAUCUCAGCCCAAACAAAUGAUGUUUACCACCACGCUGCUCAUUGUGUUCUUCACUGUCUGGGUAUUUGGAGGAGGAACGACACCCAUGCUGACUUGGCUUCAGAUCAGAGUUGGUGUGGACCCAGAUGAAGAUGUGAAGGGGGAGCCCUCCUCACACCAGGAAGCAAAUGGCUUUGAUAAAAGCAGGACAAAAGCAGAGAGUGCUUGGCUCUUCAGAAUGUGGUAUGGCUUUGACCACAAAUACCUGAAACCAAUUUUAACACAUUCUGGGCCUCCACUGACCACCACGUUACCAGAAUGGUGCAGUCCAAUUUCCAGGCUGCUUACCAGUCCACAGGCCUACGGGGAACAUCCAAAAGAGGAUGAUUUGGAAUGCAUUGUCAAUCAGGAUGAACUAGCCAUGAGUUACCAGGAGCAAGCUUCCUCACCCUGCAGUCCUCCCAUAAGGUCAGGGCUGGACCCAGACACUUCACCCCAGACUCCAAGCAAGGAAAACAUUUAUGAGGGGGACCUCGGCCUGGGAGGCUAUGAACUCAAGCUUGAGCAAACUCCUGGUCAAUCCCCACUGAAUUAA
Molecule: messenger RNA, 1935 nt
Organism: Orycteropus afer afer
Lineage: Eukaryota; Metazoa; Chordata; Mammalia; Tubulidentata; Orycteropodidae
Gene: SLC9A9
Product: solute carrier family 9 member A9
Exons: 16
Coding region: 1-1935 (644 amino acids)
Biological process (GO): proton transmembrane transport; sodium ion transport; regulation of pH
Cellular component (GO): membrane; recycling endosome
Molecular function (GO): sodium:proton antiporter activity
Source: RefSeq, a predicted model, not a curated record